This is a messenger RNA of Physella acuta, 1796 nucleotides long. RefSeq names its product cytochrome P450 2U1. The record is from RefSeq and is a predicted model, not a curated record. Gene Ontology annotation, cellular component: cytoplasm; intracellular membrane-bounded organelle. Gene Ontology annotation, molecular function: oxidoreductase activity, acting on paired donors, with incorporation or reduction of molecular oxygen, reduced flavin or flavoprotein as one donor, and incorporation of one atom of oxygen; heme binding; iron ion binding. Lineage: Eukaryota; Metazoa; Mollusca; Gastropoda; Physidae. Gene Ontology annotation, biological process: xenobiotic metabolic process.
UUGAAGUGCCCACACAUCUGGAUAUAACCACCUUGUCGUCUUGUGAUAAAACCAGCCACACAUCUAGAUUUGACCAGCUGACCUCAAAAUGUUCUGGCUAACUGACGCCCCAUUGAGCUGGCUCCUGCUAGCGCUGGGCACCGUUUUGUUCCUGUACCUCAACAAACCGAUGGCCCGUGGGUUGCCGCCCUCCCCAGGGCUGUGGCUCCCUGUGGUCGGGCACCUGUACUUGAUGGAGAAAAACCCAAGGCAGCAGUAUUUGAGCUGGCAUAAAAGGCUAGGCCCUGUAGUCUCUAUAUACCUCGGCAACAGACUUGCCAUCAUGCUGUUUGGUUAUGAUACCAUUCAAGAAGCUUUUGUCAAGCAGAAGAACAUUUUCUCAGAGAGACCAGAUACUUACGUCACUAGGCAGCUCAGCAGAGAUAAGGGGUUCGUAGCCUGUGGUCAUCAGUGGAAGGUCCAGAAGAAAGCUUCUCUCGAGAUCCUUCGCCGUCUGGGCGCACAGAGCGGUGGAUUAGAAGAGAUAAUCCAGGUCGGGAUAUCUCACUUUAUCGAUGAGGUCACACAGCUGAAAGGUCAAGCGUUCGACCCCCGGCCACUUUUGAUGACCAGCGUGUCAAAUGUGGUGACAGCCAUAGCCUUUGGUCGGGAGUUCAGACACGACGACGCCGAAACAGCCGAGUGUGCACGAGUGCUGGGCGAGGAGAUCGUCCACCAUGAUGGGAUGGCUGCUCUAAACUUCCUUCCUUGUCUGCGUUAUUUACCCUGGGAUUUGUUUGGUUUGCAGAAGGUGAAACGUUUAUCGGAGCGGUUGGAGGAGAACUUGGUUAGGAAACAGAUCCAGCUGUGUGAUGACAACCACAGUUUCGUUUCGGAAUACAAGAAAAAAAUGGAUCCAAACAAAAAUACUGAAAUUUGUGAAGAAAACCUGGUGGGUGUGGUCAACAACCUGUUUGCCGCGGGGACGGAGACAGUGACGACGACGCUGUGCUGGAGCCUGCUGUACCUGCUGCACAACCCUGCCUGUCUGGAGCGGUGCUGUGAGGAGGUCAGAGGUCACCUGGGGUUACAGCGUAGGGUCGAGUUUAAAGACCGGAAAACGCUGUUGUUCACCGCGGCGACCGUCAUGGAGGUCCAGCGUAUAGCUUGUAUCUCACCGCUCAGUAUCUUCCACACAGCAUCUUCCGAUACCGAGUUCAGAGGCUGGAAGAUACCAAAAGGCUGCAUCAUCCUGCCUAACCUGGACUCCGUCAUGCUCUCAGAAGAUGUGUGGCAGGAUCCACACCAAUUCAGGCCAGAGAGAUUUUUACAGGAAGGAAAACUCAUCAAAAAGGACGAGUUUAUUCCAUUCAGUAUAGGUAGCAGAAGUUGCCUCGGAGAAAAUAUAGCAACGAUGGAGCUGUUUCUCUUCAUCACAACAAUACUCCAAAAGUUUAACAUUGUCGCUAAAGAUGCUCAUCACUUACCUCCCCUAGAAGGGAGAUUCGGACUGUCUUGCUCCCCUUUUCCGUACGAGAUUAUCCUGGAGCCGAUUGCCGAACUUUGUUGACCUUUUUUUUUUUAUAUCAUUAUCAUCUUGUUGUCUGUUAAAUUAUAUUGCUACUUUCUCUUUCUUAUUGUUAUUCUUAGCCUCGGAUGUACGUGGGUAGUCUUUCACUAUUAAGAUUUUUUUCUUUACGUAAUUUCACGAACUUUGUGAUAAUUUAAAAUACAUUAUGGGCCUUAAUAUUGUGAUACCGGUGGUGUGCAUAUUAUUAUAUAAUAUAUUUUUGUUGUAUUAAUUAAAAUUAACUCAU